AUGAACUUCAUGGGAAGAGUGUUUAACUCAAUGACGGACCUCUACAAAGACAUCCACCCAGGGCAGAUAAGUGGAGCAAACGACGUCAUAGUCACCAGGACGUCCAAGGGAGCGUACUCCACGGGAUUCCAUGCACGCUUUGGGAGUGUUCAUUCGUUCAAAAUGUCCAGAGAGGUAAUUUUAAUAGUAAAUGAUAGAGUAAUAAGCAUAGAGGCGAGGCUGGACAGAGAAGGCAACGUUUUCUUUGGAGUAAACCACAGUCCGCACCACACAGAGCACGCGCUCAUCAGCAGCCCGUUCAAGUCGUUCAAAAUGUUCAUAGAGUCGGAGAACAACUACUCGUUCCUUCUCUCCAACUACGAAAGAAUUUACGAAUGCAUUUUAAACAGACAGUACGUGUUCAGUGAGUGCAUCUACAAGCAGGUCGUGCCAAACAGGAUACAGGAGGUGUUUAGCGAGCACAAAAUCAAAACAUUCAUAGGAAAUGAUGCGGUGGUGAUCGGGUUGUACGAAGAAAGCAGCACAGAGAUCGUGUUUUUUAUGACGUUCUGUCUCUUCAGUGAGCUGUACUUCUGCGUGGAGAGAAGGAAUGCAGCAGGCACUGGCAGUGCGUCUCUUGGCGCAGACAGCUCGCUGAAUGGCAGAGAGCGGCCAGAAAAUGAUGUGCAUGAAGAGCAAAAUCAAAAAUAUACAGAAAAGUUUUUGAUAAAACAGCUGCUGAAAAAAAGAGUCCGCCCAGAACAGUCGCCAGAUAGAAGAAAAAGAGAGGUGUAUCUUCCUGAGAAGUACCUGGACGAGAUGCACCUAGUCCCAGGCCCUAACAAGGCGGUCUACAGACUCUCCGGCACACCAAUAUUUCUGACCUGCAAUAUUUACCUGUGGGACGACUUUGACAAGGUUGUUAUUUCAGACAUAGACGGAACAGUGACAAAAAGCGAUCUAGUGGGGUACAUAUAUGGGGCAAUGGGCAAGGACUGGACACACCUAGGCAUAGCGGCUCUCUACAACAAAAUAGUGGAAAAUGGGUACAAAAUAGUAUAUCUGUCUUCGCGCCCUAUUGGACACAUUGGCCUAACGAAGUCGUAUCUGGAAAGAGUGGAGCAGAACCACCGCACACUUCCCAACGGCCCUGUGAUACUGUUCCCCGGAAGGCUGCUGUCUGCUAUAUACAAGGAAGUGGUGCAGGGCCCUGAAGAGUUCAAAAUAUCCGUUAUAUCUGAGAUCAAGGGGCUGCUGCAGAACGGCAGGAUACAUGCAGGGUUUGGGAAUAAAAACAGCGAUAGAAUGGCGUAUGAAGUGUGCGAGAUAGACCCUGGGCGCAUUUUCAUUGUCAACACGCUGAGCGAGAUAUCCACAGGCAGGAAUGGGAUUGUAAAGCUGACGCACAGCGACCUGUGCGAUAUAGCAGAGGGCGUGUUCCCGCCAGUGCGCCCGCUGCAUCAGGAAGUAUCGCAGAAGUACAUUGGAGAAAGCUGGUGGUCAGUUCGGUCACCAGAGGACUGA
Messenger RNA from Nematocida minor, 1503 nucleotides. RefSeq names its product phosphatidate phosphatase LPIN. The record is from RefSeq and is a predicted model, not a curated record. Bases 1 to 1503 code for a protein of 500 amino acids. The transcript has a single exon. NCBI's taxonomy places the organism in Eukaryota, Fungi, Microsporidia. Gene Ontology annotation, molecular function: phosphatidate phosphatase activity.